GCAGGGUCUCCGAUCAUGGUUCAGUCCCUGAAUUUACGUCUUGCCUAUUAAUUCCGUUUGAUAACCCCUGGCGCGAUACCCCUAUUGCCUGAGUGUUUCGUUCGUGAACACAUACUAUCGUUUGUUUCUACCCGCGCCCAUACUUUUACAGACCCUACCAUGACUGCACCUCCCCGCCCUCCGGUGAUCCCUUUGAUCAUCAACGGUCAAGAGGAAUGCACGGGCUCUACCUUCGACGUCAUUAGCCCAUACACCAACCAGACUUGUUGGACAACAGCAUCAGCCUCGGCUCAAGAUGCAAUCCGCGCAGUUGAGGCCGCAGAGGCAGCUUUUCCUUCCUGGUCGCAAACAAAACCCACAGUUCGGCGUGAUAUCCUGUUGAAGGCAGCCGACAUUUUGGAGAGCCGCCUCGAGCAGAAUGCCGAAUAUAUGCGAACUGAGAUGGGCGCCGAUGUGGGUGCGUCACAGCAUUUUAUCGUUCCACUCGGGAUCCGCAUGUUGAGGGAUAUCGCGGGGCGCAUCACUUCCAUUUGUGGCAGCGUCCCCGUUGUCGAAGAGGAGGGGCAAAGUGCCAUGAUCUACAAGGAGCCUAUGGGGGUGAUCCUCGGGAUUGUGCCCUGGAAUGCUCCAUAUGUUUUUGGCGUCCGUUCUGCAGCCUGUGCACUUGCGGCGGGCAACACAACUAUCCUGAAAUCCUCUGAGCUCUCUCCUUGCUCGUACUGGGCACUUGCGCGCGCUUUCCACGAUGCAGGUCUACCUGCUGGUUGUCUGAACCUGGUGUCGUGUCGACCCCAGGAUGCCCCCGAAGUGGUCAACGCUAUGAUUGAGCACCCUGCCGUGCGCAAGAUUAACUUCACAGGCAGUACGGCCGUAGGCAGAAAGAUCGCGGGAGCUUGUGGCCAGAACCUCAAGCCAUGCUUGAUGGAAUUGGGAGGCAAGAACAGCGCCAUCGUCUGUGCGGACGCUGAUAUCAAGACGGCUGUGAAGGGAGUAGUUGGGGGCGCUUAUCUGAACUCUGGCCAAAUCUGCAUGGCAACUGAUCGCAUUCUUGUUCACUCCUCCAUUGCACCCGUCUUCAUUGAGGCGCUUAAGGAAGCACUCACCUCCGGCGUGGACCCUGCGUCUCAGCCUCCGACUUUGGUGAACAUGGCUUCAAAAGCACGAGUUAACAAGCUCGUCAAGGAUGCAUUGGCAGGUGGGGCCCACUUGAUCCACGGAUCGGUAGACCAGGAGUCCGCUCAGUCAGACAAUGGUGUUCGGAUGGCGCCUGUGCUCCUCGGCGGCGUCAAUGAAAAGAUGAACGCUUGGCAAGAAGAGGCCUUUGCCUCCUUGGCAGCAUGCAUGAUUGUUGAGAGCGAUGAAGAGGCAAUCAAGAUCGCCAAUAGUAGUGGCUAUGGUUUGUCCGCGGCCGUCUUCACCGAGGAUCUGCGAAAGGGCCUGGCGAUGGCACGCAAGAUCCAGUCAGGUGCUGUCCACAUCAACAGUAUGACCAUUCACGACGAAGCUGUCCUGCCGCACGGUGGAGUCAAGAACAGUGGUUGGGGACGGUUCAAUGCAUCCCAGGGACUGGAGGAGUUCUUGGUUACCAAGAGUGUGACGUGGAUGGAUUAAUUGAAACUACAGAGCAUUCAUCUACGUACAAAAAUGAAUUUAAGCUAGCAUGUAAGACAUUAUGACAUUUGCUGCCUUGAAGGCAAUACAUGGG
Molecule: messenger RNA, 1705 nt
Organism: Aspergillus welwitschiae
Lineage: Eukaryota; Fungi; Ascomycota; Eurotiomycetes; Eurotiales; Aspergillaceae
Product: aldehyde dehydrogenase
Exons: 4
Coding region: 160-1611 (483 amino acids)
Molecular function (GO): succinate-semialdehyde dehydrogenase (NAD+) activity
Source: RefSeq, a predicted model, not a curated record